Molecule: messenger RNA, 441 nt
Organism: Brettanomyces nanus
Lineage: Eukaryota; Fungi; Ascomycota; Pichiomycetes; Pichiales; Pichiaceae
Exons: 1
Coding region: 1-441 (146 amino acids)
Source: RefSeq, a predicted model, not a curated record
AUGAGUGACGAAGAAAAAAAGGAUAUAAGUAGGGAGAAGUCUACCGAGGAAGUUUCCCCGGAAUUGACAGAAUCUAAAGAGGUUGAAUCUUUUAAGAAAAGACAGCUCGAAGAAGACAAUAAGAAAAAGCACAGAAAGAGACAUCAUCGUAGUAAAUACAGAGAUCUACCCACCGAGGAUGAACCUGAAGAGCAAUCAGAGGAAGAAGAUCCUGAUGAUGAUGUUGCUGACGAUAAGUUAAUUGUGGAAGACGAUGAAGAGGAUGAUUUGUCAGAAAUUGAUACAUCCAACAUUAUUACAGGCAGAAGGACCAGAGGUAAGGUGGUUGAUUAUAGUAAAGUUAGUGCAAAACUGGCAACAGAAUCAGGAAAGGGUGAGAAAUCUGAGGAAAAGAACGAAGACGAUGAAGAUGAUAUCGACUUUAAGCUGGUGGAGAAAUAA